Naumovozyma dairenensis CBS 421 is the source of this 1587-nucleotide messenger RNA. It is a transcript of the gene NOP8, whose product is annotated as Nop8p. Bases 1 to 1587 code for a protein of 528 amino acids. The record is from RefSeq and is a predicted model, not a curated record. NCBI's taxonomy places the organism in Eukaryota, Fungi, Ascomycota, Saccharomycetes, Saccharomycetales, Saccharomycetaceae. The transcript has a single exon. Gene Ontology annotation, molecular function: nucleic acid binding.
AUGACCAACAUCACAACUACUCCUACUCCUGUCCGUGUGUUUGUCGGGAAUAUAUUUCAUGAUUUUGAUUCUUGUUUGAAUGAUUUAUAUAAAAGAUUUGGUACAUUUGGGUCCUGUCUUGAUCCUCAUUUUGAAAAACAUGGUACAUUUGCAUAUUUAAAUAUGUCAUUCGAUCCCACGAAGAACGAUAAGGGGUUUGAAUUCUUGAAAAGGAGUUUAAAUAAUGUGAAAUUUAAAGGUAAUGUCUUAAAGAUUGAUAUGGCUAAACCUAAUUGGGAAGAAACUUGGAAAUUAAGACACGAGUCAGAUAUCAAAGAGAACGUAAAGAAGGAGAAAUUUAAUGCCAAGCAAGAUUGGAAACAUUAUAAGAAAUUGGAAAAUAUUUCGUUAUCUUUGAAGGAUCAUCAAGAAUUAAUGAAGGGAAGAAUGAGGAAAACACCAAGAAAGAAAAGUGAAUUGAGAAAGAUUACAUUUAGAAUCAACGUUAAUGGUUCAUUAAAAGUUUAUAAAUGUUACAAGACAAAACUUUGGGGGUAUGAAAGAAACAAAGAUUUGAGAGAUUUAGUAGUUAAAUUUGUCGGGAAUAAAUGGAAAAAUGGAUUCGAUCAUAUUGUUGAUAAAUUAGAUUACAGUAGAUCGAAUAAAAAUUUCCAGUCAAGAGUAAUUGAAUUUAAGACGAAAUCUAACACUGGAUCUAUAUCAUUGGGUAUGGAAAAUGAUAGUGGGGACGAAGAUAUGUCUGAAGAAGAAAAGGAAAAGAAUAACGAAGUCCUAUCUAAAGUCUUACAAGAUUUUGAUUUCGAUAAACCAAUGAAGAUUUCUUUGGACGAUGAUGAUGUUGACGACGAAGAUGAAGAAAUGAGGGGACAACAAAAUAAAAAUUACGAUACCAACUAUAAUAAUAGAGAAAUACGCGAAGAUAGAGAUGUACAGCAAAGACAUACACAAGUUGAAACGGAAAGCAUAACCGAAAAUGAAGGAGAAGAAGAAGGAGAACAAGAAGAAGAGGAAGAAUUUAUUCCAACUUUCGGUGCUACUACUACCUCUGUUGAACAACCUGCUUCAGUUGUGGAAGGUACAAUCAGUAAUACGAAGACAUUAAGAAAUUUAUUUGCUCCAGAUGAAUCACAAUCCACCACAUCGUUCAAGCUAAUUGAAGAAAAUGAUGAAGACAUUGACCAUGAAAGAGAUGAAGAAAUGAAAAGGAAACAACAACAAGAACGCGACGAAUACAUGGCUACACAUGUCCCUGUAGUGGACACUCCAAUAAAUACGAAUGAAUUAAAGGAAAAUAAGAACUUCUUAUUCUUCCCACAUCAUGACUCUCCUUUCUUAGUUGGUCAAACUCAAUUAACGAAAAUUAUUGCCAAUUCUAUCCCAUCUGAGAAGGUUGGUGAAGAUAAUAAAGACACCAUUAAUAAUGGGAACAAUAAUAAUAAUCCAUUAUACAACUGGGAAGAUGAAUUUUGGGGGAAUAGAGGUGUAUGGAUGAAGGAAAUGAAAAAUAGGAAAAGAGAUGCUCUACGACAAUUGAGGAAAAGAAGAAACCACAACAAUGAUAGACAAGGGAAUGGGUUAUUAAUUUAA